AUGAGUUCGCCGUUUCCUACGGACGUAGCUGGUGACGAAUUCCUGCCGCCAGCUAAGAGAGUACGAUUGGUGGAAGACGAAAACAUAUCACCUCGGGAACUUGAAUUGGGUAGCGAUGUGUUGCCUCAUGUCGAAAUCGAAGCAGAGAAUGAUGCAGGAGAGCAAGAGACGGACAUGGUCAAAGCCGAACGGCAGCUAGUCGGCAGUACUCACGGUCAUCUAGAUGACAAAGUGACAUCCGGUGGUGGAGGAGCAUUCGAGGAGACAAGAGGUUCAGCACCUCCAGUCAUCUUUGCGCUGUCAGAAAAAACAAAGCAGAUUAUGCAGGAUGAAGCUCGGCAUUUGGGGUUUUGGGACUGGUUGGAGAAAUAUUCUGCUUUACCUUUGUCAUUUUUGUUUGAUGUCUUCGAUUUCUCAUUGCCAGAACAUCUCCGACAAGCGUCCGAUGAUGAUUUACUUCCGUUGUUAAAAUCGGUUAUGAUGAAGAAGGUUGCAAAAAGACCAAAGCGACCGGAUAUCAAUACACUGGAACAAGCGAUUGAGCUUCUGCGAACGUGCAAGAAUAUUAUGGUUCUGACCGGCGCUGGAGUGUCAGUUUCAUGUGGGAUACCCGACUUCCGUUCAAAAAAUGGAAUAUAUUCGCGACUGGAUGAAUUCGAGCUGGACGACCCACAGCAAAUGUUUGACAUCGAGUACUUUCGUAUACAACCGCAGACAUUCUAUUCCUUUGCUAGAGAGAUAUAUCCCAGCAAUUUCAAGCCAUCGCCGUCCCAUCUAUUUAUAAAGUUACUGGAAGAGAAAGGCAAAUUGCUCCGCAACUAUACUCAGAAUAUUGACACACUCGAGCAAGUUGCCGGUAUCAAACGUGUCGUUCAAUGUCAUGGCUCCUUCGCUACCGCCAAGUGCAUCGUAUGUGGUUACAAGGUUCCUGGAGAUGCCCUCGAAGAGGAUAUUUUUCAGAAGAAAGUCCCAAUGUGCCCUGUAUGUGGAGAAGAGAGAGACGGUAUAAUGAAACCAGACAUCACCUUUUUUGGGGAGAUGCUUCCGGAUGAGUUCGACCGGCUAUUUGCGGAAGACAAGGAAAAGGUGGACCUGCUUAUCGUGAUGGGAUCCUCAUUAAAGGUGUCACCGGUCGCCGAUGUCAAAGACAAGAUACCACAUCACGUUCCGCAAAUAUUGAUUAACAUGGAGUCGCUGCCACACAUGGAAGGGUUCGACAUUCACUUGCUCGGCUACUGUGAUACCAUCUGUGCACAGCUGUGUCGAAUGUUAGGAUGGGACCUGAAGCAUGAAAAGAUUCCAGGGGGAUCGUCCCUCUCUAUGAACAUAACAGGCGAUCAGGCGGGUCCUGACGAUGACGGGAAUGGAGGUGUACAGGAGGAUGGGUCUUGUUUCCGGCAGGGGCGACAACCCCACCACUAUUUAUUCGAAGGGGCUAUCGGUCUAGCCGACAUGGACCCGGCAGCGUACAUACCUUCUGAUCGAGAAGAUACGUCGGCUACCUCAUCAGACGACGAUACAACGCCUCCAGAACAUUCCGAAGACAGUGAUGCAGAUGUGGAAGGAGACAUCGGUCACAAAAUAGAUGCAGAAUUGAAAUUCGAGGGCAGCGAGACGGGACCAAGUAGUUUCCGUAAGGAGAUCGAAUCUCACAACACAGCGGAUAGAGCAGAAUCAUCAUCUUAA
Spizellomyces punctatus DAOM BR117 is the source of this 1686-nucleotide messenger RNA. RefSeq lists its product as uncharacterized. Bases 1 to 1686 code for a protein of 561 amino acids. NCBI's taxonomy places the organism in Eukaryota, Fungi, Chytridiomycota, Chytridiomycetes, Spizellomycetales, Spizellomycetaceae. The transcript is spliced from 10 exons. The record is from RefSeq and is a predicted model, not a curated record. Gene Ontology annotation, molecular function: NAD+ binding.